CAGAGGUAUCUGUCUUAGUUUUUCUCAUUUUGUUUUCAUGCUUCAUUUUAGUUUUGGUAAUAAAAUCCUAUCCUUCGUUCCAAUCAUAGCUCUGAACUAAUUGAGACAGUUAAACCACGGAGGUAUCUGUCUUAGUUUUUCCCAUUUUGUUUUCAUGCUUCAUUUUAGUUUUGGUAAUAACAUCCUAUCCUUCGUUCCAAUCAUAGCUCUGAACUAUAUAGACUUUUGUAAACCUACAGUCCAGUGUCAUUGGUUCACUGUGCUGGUUCUUAAAAAGUCAGUAGGACAUUUAAUCUUUGCUAGAUCUCUAGCUUCCAUGACAGACUUAUUUGUUUCUACUUGGUCAUUAAAAGCUUCUAUUUCUUUGAUUUUUUUUGUGUGAUAAUGGAAAAUGAAAACAAUGUCACAUUCUAUAUAUGAGUGUGGCAGAUAUGAGCAUGUUGCCUUGGAUGUGUGGACAUACUAGAAAAAACCGCUUGAAGAAUGAGAUAAUCAGACAAAAGGUAAGAGUAGCACCAAUAAAAGAUAAGAUGCAGGAGUCUCGUUUGCGGUGGUUUGGGCAUGUGCGUAGAAGACCGAAUGAUGCACCUGUUAGACGACUUGAGGGGUGGAGAGAACAAACAAAAAUUAGAGGGAGGGGAAGACCCAAACAGACUGGCAUUAGAGGAAUCAGAACAAAUAUGCGUCUUCUUGGGUUGGAUGAGAUUAUGGCUUUGAAGAGGGCAAAGUGGAAGACGCGCAUUCGUGUGGACGAGUAAUCUCUUGUCUAAUUUUCCUCUCUCCUUUUCUUGUAUCAUUUAUUUUUUUGUCCUUUUGUGUUCUUAUGUUUUUUAUCUUCUACCUUCAUGCUCUUUUAUCUUUUUAUCUUAUAUCUAUCUUAUAUUCUUAUGUUAUUGUUAUCUUAUAUUUUCAUUCAUUUUUUCUUUCUCUUUUCUUGUCUAUCCUCUCCUUUUGGCAUCGAUAUCAUGGAUCACUUCAAAUUAGCCGACCCCAAAGUCUUUCAGGACUAAGGUUUGGAUGUUGUUGUUGUUAAUGAGAAAUCAAAACUAUUCCAUCUUGAAAUUACUUCUUACUUUGUUUCAAUGCAUCUAAUUCUCACACAGUGUGGUAUUUAAAUUCCAACUUGUUGUGGAUCCAUUUCUGUCUUGCCGGAUUCGGCUCAGGUAUGCCGGAGGUCGGUUUCCGGCGGUCUCUUGUGCACACCAAGGCUAAGGGAGCAACGACCUAUUCUACCUUGCUCACUAUCAUACUCAGCUUCACAGAGAGCUGGUUUCUCAUUUUCUCACCUCAUUCUCAAAGGUCUAUGGAGUGAUGGAUAUAUACAUCACAUGGAAGGAAGGAAGGUGCUGCCUCUCAAAAGAAACAACCUCACAUGCAAGGCAGUCAACAUCCGGAAGAGGAGUUUGGCUUAUUAGCUAGGAGUAUGGGUUGACAUGGGUUGGCAGAUAUGCAGGGACACUCAAUCACACACAUCACAUUAUUUGCUGAGAUAAUGAGUCUGGAUACAUUAAAUCAGGGAGAAAUAAACCAAGUCUGGUAACUGGAGUAAGAGUAGUUGGUUGCUAAAUAGGGUGUCAACAAUUAUUAAUAUACAAAAGCUAUUUGGGCCAAUAAUAUAUUAACACAACUCUUCCAUUUCCUUCUCCCCCAGCACACUAUAUUGCUGAAACCACCCAUCCUUCCUUUCCAUUAUCUUGGGAGUUUAAAAGGUAUUUCCGGAUUGUGCAUGCACCAAUUCUCCCCAGGUCAUUUGCAUAGGAUAGAAGCUACAUGAAAGAUGCUGCAUGAAAAUGACAGUCUCAACCUCCUGCUUACGAAGCCAUAGGUACUGAAGGUUUCUGAUAAGACGUGAUAUGCAUAUAUCACGCAUGGUUUUACAUGGCAAGUUGCCGAUCACGCGCGCACAUAUCACAUGGGAUUGCAUAAUACGAACUAUGUUUUAUUUAGUUCCCUCGUUUGCAUUACUUUCCUUGUAUACCGCCGUAUGGCCUUGUAUAAAUUGUUGCAGUGAUAGUGUGAAUUUCCUAUUAUGUAUGUUUGUAUUUUUAA
This is a messenger RNA of Cuscuta epithymum, 2049 nucleotides long. Lineage: Eukaryota; Viridiplantae; Streptophyta; Magnoliopsida; Solanales; Convolvulaceae. The record is from the annotation of a GenBank genome assembly.